Molecule: messenger RNA, 1718 nt
Organism: Zymoseptoria tritici IPO323
Lineage: Eukaryota; Fungi; Ascomycota; Dothideomycetes; Mycosphaerellales; Mycosphaerellaceae
Exons: 2
Cellular component (GO): mitochondrion
Source: RefSeq, a predicted model, not a curated record
GAUUUCAUGUCCCGCCGUUCAUGUUGAGAAUCUCCCGCUUGGGAAAGCACGUGGUCACCGCACUCGAUGGCGUCGGCGGAUGGCAGCAGAAGGGAUGGCCGAGAGGGUUGUUGACCUCUCGACCAUCGACAUGGCUUCGACAACAUGAGAGGAGCUUCAGUGGCGUAGCUAGGAGGCUUCAAGAGCAGGAACACCAUACAGAGAUACAAGGCGAGACACAGCGACAGCCAACGGAACAGAUACACAUCCACGAGACUUCCAACGACACAUCUGCAUUCGCGCGUACUUUGCCUGUCGUCUGCCCAGGAUGUGGAGCCUUGAGCCAGACGGUCGUCCCGGACGCUGCUGGAUACUACACGGAGAGGAGGAAGCGUGAGAAGAGCGUUCGCAAGAAAGGCGAGGAUGCAGUAUUUCGAGAAGCCAUAGCAAGGCUCGAAGGUAAGGCCUCCGCACAAGUCCCACCAGAGCAGCCCGAAGCCGAGACGAAGCCUGCAUCUCCCAUCUGCGACCGCUGCCACGACUUGAUUCACCAAUCCAAAGGACAGUCCAUCGUCCACCCUUCCAUGCAGUCUAUCCAGGCUAUCAUCGAAUCCAGCCCGCAUAAACACAACCACAUCUACCACGUCAUUGACGCCGCCGACUUUCCACUCUCCCUCAUCCCAAACCUCAUGUCCGCACUGGAUCUCCCGAGACUGCGAACGCAAAACCGUCGAUCCAAGAGUCGGACAUACACCCGCGGUCGAGUCGCAGAUGUCUCCUUCAUCAUCACUCGAUCGGAUCUCCUCGCGCCGAAGAAAGAGCAAGUCGAUCGGUUAAUGCCAUAUCUGCAGGAUGUCCUGAGAGAUGCUCUGGGACGCACGGGUAAGAAUGUGAGAUUGGGCAGUCUACGAUGUGUCAGCGCGAAGAGAGGAUGGUGGACACCGAGCGUGAAGAAGGAGAUUUGGGAUCGAGGUGGUGCGGGCUGGGUCGUGGGCAAGGUGAAUGUGGGCAAGAGUGCGUUGUACGAGGUUGUCUUUCCGAAGGGCAGCAGCGAGCACGUGGAUGUCAAGGCUUUGCGAUCCGCGGAGGGUCGUUUUGGUGCCAAGGAAGAGGAUGAGGAUGAACUGUCUCUUCUACCGCCCGCUCAGCCAGAAACACAGUACCCGCAAAUGCCGACAGUUUCCGCCUUGCCCGGCACGACAGCCUCGCCCAUCCGCAUCCCAUACGGCAAAGGAAGAGGCGAGCUGAUCGACCUCCCCGGAGUCCAACGCAGUUCACUCGAAACCCACAUCCAACCUGAACACCACGCCUCACUCGUCAUGAAAAGCAGAGUCACUCCUGAACAACACACCCUCAAACCAGGCCAAUCCCUCCUCCUCGGCGGCAUCAUCCGCAUCACACCCAAAACCGACGACCUUGUCUUCCUAGCCUACCCCUUCACACCCCUCAAACCCCACGUCUCCUCCAAAGCCGUCGCCAUCCAGACCGGUACCAACGAGGAUGGCACGCCCUACACUGGAACCAUCGAGAACAUCGGCACCCAAACCGCCAAAGGUCGCGUCAAGAGUGCCGGCACCUUCAAACUCGAAUGGGACGUCACCAAGCCCCGCGCUGGGCCUCUGACCGAUAAGACAGCCGGGAAACAACGCGCCGAGAACCUCCCGUUCAUGAUCUACAGCGCAGAUAUCCUCAUCGAAGGCGUGGGUUGGGUAGAACUCGCGUGUCAAGUCCGCAAGAAG